UCCGGGUUGAGAGGACUAGUUGCAACCGGGUCGACUCUGCCUGCGUGUGUCACAAGAGAGGCUGCGAGCGAAGAGGCGGACGGCGAGAAGGCUUCCAGGACUAUUUACUGUUAUCCUGCCCAGUGAUAUGGCUUAUUACCAGCAACAGACCCACAACCGGCCGCCGGGUAACAACAUGCAGGACCAGUCGUUCCUGUGGAACGUCUUCCAGAGAGUGGACAGGGACAGAAGUGGGGUUAUAUCUGACUCUGAACUUCAGCAAGCCUUGUCAAACGGUACAUGGACUCCUUUCAACCCAGCGACUGUGUCUGCGAUAAUCUCCAUGUUUGACAGGGAGCAGAAAGGUGGGGUGAACUUCCAAGAGUUUUCCGGAGUAUGGAAAUACAUCACAGACUGGCAGAACAUCUUUCGAACCUAUGACCGAGACAAUUCUGGGAUGAUCGACAAAAAUGAACUAAAGCAGGCUUUAACAGGUUUUGGUUACCGUCUUACUGAUCAGUUCUAUGAUAUCCUCAUCCGUAAAUUCGACAGGCAAAGGAGAGGACAAGUUGCUUUUGACGACUUCAUUCAGUGCUGCAUUGUCUUACAGAGGCUGACAGAUGUUUUCCGAAGAUAUGAUACAGACCAUGAUGGCUGGAUUCAGAUUUCUUAUGAACAGUAUCUUUCCAUGGUCUUCAGUGUAGUAUGAUGUAAGAGGCAUUCAGACCAAUGCCUGUGGAGAAUGGACUUGCCAAAUCCCCUCCUUUUGUUAAUAUACCAUUAAACUACCGUUAUAGUACCAACUGGCUUUUUUAAAUAAUCCAUUAUCCAGCAAGUUUUGUUAUUGUAUAUUAGGAAGAACUUCUUUUUUACCUUAUAUUAAUAACAUAUCUAGCCAUAUUUUUAUUAGCAGUGCUAAGACGUGCCAGGAAAAGGUUUUUUAUAGGCAUUUUUGUUUAACUUAAGUACUCUGUGCCAUGUAAUAUAAAUAUUUUGCUUUCUUUGCCCUUGAGGACAGCUGAUACACUUUUCCAAAUGGAAAUCUAAUGCAUGGUAUAAUGGCUGUUCAUACAUUUAUAACUUAAAUAUAACCCAAAAGCUAAUACUAACACGCUCUCUUGCUUCAAAUUUAGUUAUGUCUACCUUUAAGUUGUUCUUCGUGAUCAUUCUGUUUAAGUAGUGCCAACAUAACUUCCUUGUUUCAUUAGUCAGACAGGUGUUCUCCACAUUAUAGAGGUUUACUUUCUGAUGACAUAUAAGCCAUAGGUCAUUCUUGGUUCCUGACAUAACUGUGUUUAAUAUAAAGUUAUGGCCGUAAGCAAAUGGACGGAUUCCACAUGCACUGGAACACCACGCGAUAUUUUUGUGUUCUGUGGACGGUAAUACUAGCACAGAAUUGUCCUAAUAAGGAAAAGCACAGAUGCAUCUUUGAUACAUACUUUGCAUGGUCUUAAGUGCCAACGGGGCAUUUGCAGUGCAUGUUUCUCUUUUAAAUGUUGCAUUUACUAGCCAAAUGCUCUAUGUCCUGUCUUUAAAAAUCACAUUGCAGUCUGGUCAGUUGUCUGUCCGCUGUGGAGACCCAUUAUAUGGCUUGUUAAUUGGGGUUAUUUCAGUUAGGGAAUUGGAUAGUCAUCCCAUAGCUGCACAAAAGCCCAUGAAGAGUUGCUGGAAAAAAUAUUCUUGUUUUGUAUAGCAGGCAAACAAUGCAUUCCAGCCUUCAAGAAUAGCUAUUGCUCGGUGUCGGAGGAGUAACCUGGUUUACAGGAUGUCAUCCUUAAUGCUAUAAGGCACUUUUCUUAAAUUGUCUUAACCCCACAACAAAAGUGAAAUGGUGUUAAGAUAUGAAACGUUAACUCACUUGCUGUGUUAAUGGCUUUUUUACGGAAUGAUCGACACUACACAGUCACUGUUCAGGGACAGAACAGCAUGGUUGCAUGUUUUGUGUAUACAAUCCUGUCUGUGUGCAAGCCGUGAUCUGAGUAAACCAAACUUUAUAAAUAUGGAAACUGUAAAAAAUGAUCAGAUACAUGCUCAAUAAAACCAGUUUACUAAAUAA
Molecule: messenger RNA, 2035 nt
Organism: Spea bombifrons (plains spadefoot toad)
Lineage: Eukaryota; Metazoa; Chordata; Amphibia; Anura; Pelobatidae
Gene: PDCD6
Product: programmed cell death 6
Exons: 6
Coding region: 128-688 (186 amino acids)
Molecular function (GO): calcium ion binding
Source: RefSeq, a predicted model, not a curated record